Adineta steineri is the source of this 774-nucleotide messenger RNA. The record is from the annotation of a GenBank genome assembly. Lineage: Eukaryota; Metazoa; Rotifera; Eurotatoria; Adinetida; Adinetidae.
AUGUAUUUACCAUUUUUAAUAUUAGUAUUAGAUGCUGGUUAUAAUAUUCAUCCAACUUUGUAUAGUUUAAUCUUCUGCCGUUUCAAUCUUUACGUACAAUUCUUGUUCGAUAUAUUAUGUCCAUUUUAUAUGAUUUUAGCGUCAAUUGAUCGAGUAUUAAUUACAUCAUCUAAUGCUCGAACACGUCAACGCAGUACGCAUCAUUUUGCGUAUAUAUGUAUUAUUAGUGGAACUUUAUUUUGGAUGUUAUUUCAAACGCAUACGUUAAUUUUUGGGAGUAUUAUAGAAUAUGCACCAAAUUAUUUUCUUUGUUAUUUUCAAUCAGGUGCAUAUUUAGUAUUCAUAGCUUAUUAUGCAAUUCUAAUCAAAACAAUUCUUGUUCCUUUAUUAUUAAUCACAUGUGGACUGUGGUCUGUAAAGAAUAUUCGAACUUUACGUCGUGUAAGAGUUGCUCCUGUUUUAUCAAUGAAUCGAAUUACAACUGCAGCUGAUCCACAUCCUCUUCUUCGAGCAAGAGAUCGUCAACUUGUUCGAAUGCUUCUUAUUGAUAUUAUUAUUUAUAUAAUUUUCAACUGGGCCGUAUCAGUUUUUCUUAUGUAUCAACAAGCUACUCAAGACACUAUAAAAAGUUCUGUUCAAAAUCUGAUUGAGGUCUUUAUUGCUUCGGUUAGUACUUUUAGUAAUCACAUUCCAUUUUGUAUUGAAUGUUAUACCAAUUUAAUUGUAUCAAAAACAUUUCGAAAUGAAGUGAAAAAGGUACUUUUGUGCAAAUAA